AAAGUAGAGUGAAGCAGAGAGCAACUUCGCCAGUUUGGGUUAACUUGCAGUGAAGUGAGUUUGUGUGUACUUUUUUCAUCUUUAUUUCAUUUUUCAUCAUCAACAUCAACAUCGACAAACAAACACACAUACACACUUUUUCUUUAUUAUUGUUCCAACCCGGAUUUGAUAUUUGUUAUUUUUAUUGUGUAUAUUGGAUGUUUAAUUGGAUGAUUCAAUGGAUCCUCAUCACGAACCAUUUGAAAAAUCUUAUAAAGUUGGUCCACUUUUAGGUAAAGGUGGUUUUGGUACUGUUUUUGCCGCUUUAAGAUGCCGUGAUGGUCUUCCCGUCGCUGUUAAACAUAUAUUUAAAGAAAAGAUAGUCGGUUGGGACACAACCGUUGGACCAAACAGGAUACCAAUGGAAAUUAGUUUACUAAAAAAAGUGAACCAUAUAAGUGGAGUAAUCCGUAUAAUUGACUUUUACGAGAGAUCAGACUCUUUUAUUAUUAUAAUGGAAAGACCAGAAUCAGCAAUGGAUUUAUUUGAUUUUAUAAGUGAAAAAGGAGUACUCGAUGAGAAACUAUCUCGUGUAUUUUUCCACCAAGUUGUAGAGACUGUAAUUUCAUGCCACAAAGCAGGAGUAAUUCAUCGUGAUAUUAAAGAUGAAAAUAUUCUCGUCGAUCUUGACACAUUAAAGCUUAAGUUAAUAGACUUUGGGUCUGGUGCUCAUUUAAAAGAAGGUUAUUAUACCGAUUUUGAAGGAACCCGUGUCUAUAGUCCGCCUGAGUGGAUUAAAAACAAUAAAUAUAAGGGUAAAUCAGCAACAGUCUGGUCCCUUGGUGUUCUUCUUUACGACAUGGUGUGUGGUGACAUUCCAUUUGAAAAAGAUGAACAGAUUUUAAAAGGUGAAAUAAGAUUUCCUCGUCGUCUCUCUCGUGAAUGCCAGGAUUUAAUUUUAAAGUGUCUCUCCAAAAGUCCAAUGUUCCGUCCAUCAUUAGAUGAGAUUUUAAAGCAUCCUUGGAUGAGUGUCGACCUUGAUGGCUGCACCACCGUGUCAACAACAAUUCCAGUCAAUGGUAACUCAAGGAGAUCCCAAGCAACCGUUGACGAUUCAGACUCAACAAGCGGAGAAUCACCACCAAGCAGUCAAUGCAGUAUUUGACCACUCUUACAGUUGUAGAUACCCUUAAAUUGUACCUUAAUUUAUCGCAUUUGUACAAAAAACCAUCUCUUCCAUAAUGCAAAUUAUAACUACUCUUGUCUCAUAAAAAAAGA
Tetranychus urticae (two-spotted spider mite) is the source of this 1257-nucleotide messenger RNA. Its product is annotated as serine/threonine-protein kinase pim-1. Gene Ontology annotation, cellular component: cytoplasm. Gene Ontology annotation, biological process: negative regulation of apoptotic process; protein autophosphorylation. The record is from RefSeq and is a predicted model, not a curated record. Gene Ontology annotation, molecular function: protein serine/threonine kinase activity; ATP binding. Lineage: Eukaryota; Metazoa; Arthropoda; Arachnida; Trombidiformes; Tetranychidae.